UAACGUCUUUGACUAACGUUGCGUGUUCGUUAAUUGCAUUAACUACCCCGUUCAGAAUUCUGCGUAUAAUUGGAAGUUACAUGGCUUUAAGUAUUUUCAUAGAUUACAUCUACCAGGUUACAUUCUUCGGCGGACUUCUUGCACUGGAUGGUUAUCGAGAAGCCAAAAAAUUGCAUGCAAUACUCUUCGUUCAUGUUAAUUUGAACGAAAGACCAUCAGGUUUUGUGGGAUUUAUGAAGUAUGGCUGUUAUUCGAGUAAAGAUAACGAAAACAAGACAACAAUGACUUGUUACAAAAACCAUUUAGGAAAAAUUCUAACGUUUCCAAUUGUAAAAGCAGCUAUUAUUAUUCUUUUUCUCUUGUAUCUCGCUGGAGGAAUCUAUUUUACGAAAUACCUACAACUCUCUAUAGGAAUCGAUAGUGCAUUUAACGAAAAUUCUAAUAUAGUAAAAUACAUCCGUGAUGAGAAUUCAUUUUAUUCGCAAUAUCGCGAUAGAAUCCAAAUAAUUGUCACAUCAUCAUUAGACUACUCCGAUCCAAACAUCCAGAAUAAUCUAGAGAAAUUAACGACAGAACUGGAGAAUUCUCCUCAUAUGGCCGGAAGUAAUUUCACGGAAUCCUGGCUGAGAAUGUAUCUAAAAUUCAUGAAAGAUCCGCAGUUUUGGAUUUCUCUCAGAGGAUACAAUUUGAGUCGACCCGAAGACUUCACCGAUGCUUUACGUAGAGUAUUUCUUAAAUUCAAGUGGGCCAAACGUUUCAACAAGGACAUUGUCUUCAGUGAAGAUGGCUCUAAAAUAUUAGCUUCCAGAUUUUUUAUUCAGACGAAACUGGUUGAUAAUUUGCAGAAAGACAAUGAAGUUUUUAUUAAUCUUUGGAAUAUAAUAGAUAAAUAUAAUCUUCCGGUAAAGUGCUACAACUAUCGAUAUAUUUUCUUUGAUUUUUUGAUUGAGGCAGUUUCUACAACAACUCAAUCAAUAGCCGUUAGCUCUUGCGUAGUGAUUUUGAUAUUUAUCAUUUUGAUACCGAAUUUGUUUUGUGCAUUUUGUAUUGCGCUCACAAUAGUUUGUAUUGAAGUGAUCACUAUAGGAUAUAUGUCCGUAUGGGAUGUUACAUUCUAUCCAAUAGUGACAGUAUUUUUAAUAGUGAUCACCGGAUUUUGCACGGAUUAUGCAGCUCAUAUAUCGUACGCGUACGCAAAGAGUAAAGGAAAGAAUCCGAAUGAAAAACUGCGAGAUUGUUUGGAUGUUGCUGGUCACGCCAUUGUGCAAGGUUGUCUUUCAUCACUUUUGUGCGUUUCUAUGUUAAUAUUCACUCCGUACACAUUUUUGAAAGAUAUAUUUAAAGUAUGUUUCAUAUUUUUUAUUUCUUCUGUAAUUCAAGGGUUAUGUAUACUUCCAAUAAUGCUAUCAUUAUGGGAUAGUUUUCUGUUAUUAUUGUGUAAAAGUGAGGAGAGCCAUCUUUCAAACGAAGAGUUUUCGGUUCGUCCGAAUACGAAUGAAGAGUUGUUAAAAUAAAUAAUAAUUAUUUCGUCGUACUUAAAAAAGUGCUUCAGGAAUGAAAUAAUAAAUAGUCGAGGAUAAUAAUUUGAAAUGAAAACCAUUCGUCAUACGAAAGUCGUUAUACGACUUCACAAUGUGUGAAUUCUUCAAUUUGUACUUUAUACAUUCACAUUUUUUUUUAUUGGGAUAAUUGUUAUUGUAUUGUUUAAAACAAUUUGUUUAUGUAUUAGAACUAAA
This is a messenger RNA of Centruroides sculpturatus (bark scorpion), 1736 nucleotides long. RefSeq names its product patched domain-containing protein 3-like. The record is from RefSeq and is a predicted model, not a curated record. The coding region runs from base 81 to 1514 and encodes 477 amino acids. NCBI's taxonomy places the organism in Eukaryota, Metazoa, Arthropoda, Arachnida, Scorpiones, Buthidae. Gene Ontology annotation, cellular component: plasma membrane; cytoplasmic vesicle membrane. The transcript has 2 exons. Gene Ontology annotation, biological process: molting cycle, collagen and cuticulin-based cuticle; endocytosis.